AUGUCAAAAGAGAUUGAUCUCCCCGGUUUCAGAUUCCACCCGACCGAGGAAGAGCUUCUUGAUUUCUACCUCAAGAACAUGGUUUUCGGGAAGACAUUGAAAGUCGAAGUCAUUGGUUUCCUCAACAUCUAUCGUCAUGAUCCAUGGGACUUACCUCGUUUAUCGAGAAUCGGUGAGAGAGAGUGGUACUUCUUUGUGCCAAGGGAAAGGAAGCAUGGGAACGGAGGGAGGCCGAGCCGGACAACUGAGAAAGGAUAUUGGAAAGCAACCGGAUCAGAUCGUAAAAUCAUAAGCUUGUCUGAACCAAAACGUGUGAUUGGGCUCAAGAAGACACUUGUGUUCUAUAGAGGAAGAGCACCGGGAGGAAGCAAGACUGAUUGGGUCAUGAACGAGUACCGGAUGCCUGACAAUUGCCCCUUACCAAAGGACGUUGUGCUGUGUAAGAUAUAUAGGAAGGCUACUUCUCUCAAAGUAUUGGAGCAAAGAGCAGAGAAGGAGGCUAAGAUGAAUCAAACAUCUCCUCUUUCGUCUUCCGAGACGAUUUCUUUCGUUGGAAAAGAAGAAGACAUGAUGAUGACUUCGUUCCCCUUUCCUCACGUCGUAGCCAUGGAAGAAGAUAACAACAACCUAAUGCUUCAAGGGCAUACCGAGAAUGCGAAGAACGAAGAGAAACAAAGAGAAACAGAGAGGAAGGAACCUUCUUCAUCAUUGAAGCUUCCGUGUGGAGUUGUACCCCUACCAGAGCUGCAGUUACCUAAACCGGGACUCGAAUGGGGAUCAGACCAGUGGUUAAGUAUAAGUCCAUGGCUCCAGAAUCUUACACCAAUAGUUAACCUAUUAAAUUUUUAG
Arabis nemorensis is the source of this 849-nucleotide messenger RNA. The record is from the annotation of a GenBank genome assembly. NCBI's taxonomy places the organism in Eukaryota, Viridiplantae, Streptophyta, Magnoliopsida, Brassicales, Brassicaceae.